UUUUUCUCUCAAAGGAGGAGUCUCUCUCUCUCACCUACACCACACCUAACCAAACCCCUCUCCGAUUCACACAUACAGAGAGAGAGAGAGAUCUUCAUUGUUUCUUCAUUCAUCUAGGCACAACAACACCUAUAACGCCAUGUCCUCUUCUUCAUCCUCAAUGAUCGAUCUAAUGGCUGCAAUCAUCAAAGGAGAGCCAGUGGUUGUCUCGGACCCGGCUAAUGCCUCAGCUUACGAGUCUGUAGCAGCUGAAUUAUCCUCUAUGCUAAUUGAGAACCGUCAAUUCGCAAUGAUUGUGACAACCUCCAUAGCUGUUCUUAUUGGUUGCAUCGUUAUGCUCGUUUUGAGGAGAUCCGGUUCAUCUGGGGAUUCAAAACGCGUCGAACCUCCUAAGUCUUUGGUGAUUAAGCGUCGUGAGGAGGAUGUUGAUGAUGGGAGGAAGAAGGUUACAAUCUUUUUCGGUACACAGACUGGUACUGCUGAAGGUUUUGCAAAGGCUUUAGGAGAAGAAGCUAAAGCAAGAUAUGAAAAGAUCAGAUUCAAAAUCGUUGAUUUGGAUGAUUACGCUGCUGAUGAUGAUGAGUAUGAGGAGAAAUUGAAGAAAGAGGAUGUGGCUUUCUUCUUCUUAGCCACAUAUGGAGAUGGUGAGCCUACAGAUAAUGCAGCGAGAUUCUACAAAUGGUUCACUGAGGGGAAUGACAGAGGGGAAUGGCUUACAAACUUGAAGUAUGGAGUGUUUGGAUUAGGAAACAGACAAUAUGAACAUUUUAAUAAGGUUGCUAAAGUUGUAGAUGACCUCCUUGUCGAACAAGGUGCACAACGUAUUGUACAGGUUGGUCUUGGAGAUGAUGACCAAUGUAUCGAAGAUGACUUCACUGCUUGGCGAGAAGCAUUGUGGCCCGAGCUUGAUACAUUGCUGAGGGAAGAAGGUGAUACAGCUGUUGCCACACCAUACACUGCAGCUGUGUUAGAGUACAGAGUUUCUAUUCACGACUCUGAAGAUGCCAAAUUCAAUGAUAAAAUCAUGGCCAACGGGAAUGGUCACACCGUGUUUGAUGCUCAACAUCCUUACAGAGCAAAUGUCGCCCUUAAAAAGGAGCUACAUACUCCUGAGUCUGACCGUUCUUGCACCCAUUUGGAAUUUGACAUUGCUGGAAGUGGACUUACGUAUGAAACUGGAGAUCAUGUUGGUGUACUUUGUGAUAAUUUAAGUGAAACUGUAGAUGAAGCGCUGAAGUUACUUGAUAUUUCACCUGAUACUUAUUUCUCACUUCACGCUGAAAAAGAAGACGGCACACCAAUCAGCAGCUCACUUCCUCCUCCGUUCCCACCCUGUAACUUGAGAACAGCGCUUACACAAUAUGCAUGUCUAUUGAGUUCUCCUAAGAAGUCUGCUUUACUUGCUUUGUCUGCUCAUGCAUCUGACCCCACCGAAGCAGAGCGAUUGAAACAUCUUGCUUCACCUGCUGGAAAGGAUGAAUAUUCAAAGUGGGUAGUAGAGAGUCAAAGAAGUUUACUAGAGGUGAUGGCCGAGUUUCCUUCAGCCAAGCCACCACUUGGUGUCUUCUUUGCUGGAGUUGCUCCAAGGUUGCAGCCCAGGUUCUAUUCGAUAUCAUCAUCUCCCAAGAUUGCAGAAACUAGAAUUCAUGUCACAUGUGCAUUGGUUCAUGAGAAGAUGCCAACCGACAGGAUUCAUAAGGGAGUGUGUUCGACUUGGAUGAAGAAUGCGGUGCCUUAUGAGAAGAAUGAAAACUGCUCCUCGGCUCCAAUAUUUGUCAGGCAAUCCAACUUCAAGCUUCCUUCUGAUUCUAAGGUACCGAUCAUCAUGAUCGGUCCAGGGACUGGAUUGGCUCCAUUCAGAGGUUUCCUUCAGGAAAGACUCGCGUUGGUAGAAUCUGGUGUUGAACUUGGACCAUCAGUUUUGUUCUUUGGAUGCAGAAACCGUAGAAUGGAUUUCAUCUACGAGGAAGAGCUCCAGCGAUUUGUUGAGAGCGGUGCUCUUGCAGAGCUAAUUGUUGCCUUCUCUCGUGAAGGACCCACCAAAGAAUAUGUACAGCACAAAAUGAUGGACAAGGCUUCUGAUAUCUGGAACAUGAUAUCUCAAGGAGCAUAUGUAUAUGUUUGCGGUGAUGCAAAAGGCAUGGCAAGAGACGUUCACAGGUCUCUCCACACAAUAGCUCAAGAACAGGGAUCAAUGGAUUCAACUAAAGCAGAGGGCUUUGUGAAGAAUCUGCAAAUGAGUGGAAGAUAUCUGAGAGAUGUAUGGUAACGAGACUAUUGAAGCCACGCACUCACUGUGUACUUAUAUUCAUAUAUAUACGGCACAGAAGUGCCACAAUAUGAUGAUCAUUAAGUUUGUGAUCGCAAGGAGAAAAGAACUUCCCUUUUUUUUUUUUUUUCCAUUUUUAAUUUCUUUUCACAUAUUUUGAUAAAUCCUAUAUAUUUUUUUAUAACUCACUGCUAUAUAGCCCCCAACCAAAAGAAAAAAUGCAUAAGAUGUUGUGGUGGGUAUGUAUUUAUGAACGAUUGUGUUAUAAACAAAAGUCAGCACAUUUGGUAUGAAUUAGUCAGCACUUUUUUU
Messenger RNA from Camelina sativa (false flax), 2581 nucleotides. RefSeq names its product NADPH--cytochrome P450 reductase 2. Lineage: Eukaryota; Viridiplantae; Streptophyta; Magnoliopsida; Brassicales; Brassicaceae. Gene Ontology annotation, cellular component: cytosol. Gene Ontology annotation, molecular function: FMN binding; NADPH-hemoprotein reductase activity; flavin adenine dinucleotide binding. The record is from RefSeq and is a predicted model, not a curated record.